Molecule: messenger RNA, 1902 nt
Organism: Aspergillus calidoustus
Lineage: Eukaryota; Fungi; Ascomycota; Eurotiomycetes; Eurotiales; Aspergillaceae
Source: the annotation of a GenBank genome assembly
AUGAAGUUGAGGUCCAUUCUUGGAGCGUUUUGCUCCCUCCCCUUGCUUAUUCACGCUGCACCUGGUUCGAGUCUCAAUAGGGCCCGGCCGUCCACUGAUCGGCUGCUGUUUGCACACUUUAUGAUCGGAAUCACCAGCAACCGCAACUCGGCUGCUGAUUAUGAUGAUGACAUGAAGCGAGCAAAACUGCUGGGCAUUGAUGCUUUCGCUUUGAAUAUCGGUGUCGACCCAUACACGGAUCGACAGCUGGAUCUAGCCUAUCAGUCAGCGGCUAAUAAUGAUAUGAAGGUAUUCAUCUCAUUCGACUUCAACUGGUACCAUACCGGCCAGGGUUACGAAGUCGGCAAGAAGGUCGCCCAGUAUGAGAGCCGCCCAGCACAGCUUAUGGUUGAUGGAAAGAUCUUCGUCUCUUCCUUUGCAGGUGAUGGCCUCGAUAUCAACGCCAUGCGCUCUGCUGCGGGUAAACCGGUGUUCUUCGCACCCAACUUCCACCCCGAUAUGGGCACUGAUAUGAGCGGUGUCGAUGGUCUACUGAAUUGGAUGGCGUGGGAUAAUAAUGGUAACAACAAGGCCCCCAAGCCUGGCCGUCAUGUUACUGUUCAAGAUGGUGAUGAUGCCUAUAUCAGAGCACUGAACGGGAAGGAUUACAUCGCUCCUGUUUCUCCAUGGUUCUUCACCCACUUUGGCCCCGAGGUCCCCUACAGCAAGAACUGGGUUUUCCCUAGUGAUUUGCUCUGGUAUAACCGUUGGCUGCAAGUUCUGGACAUGGCUCCUCGCUUCAUCGAGAUUGUUACCUGGAAUGAUUACGGCGAAUCCCAUUACGUUGGUCCUCUUAGUUCACCUCAUACAGAUGAUGGGGCUUCUAAAUGGGUGAACGACAUGCCCCACGAUGGUUGGAUGGACAUGUCCAAGCCAUUUAUAGCUGCGUACAAGGAUGGUGCUCCCAGCAGCUCUCUGAGUAAAUAUAUUACUGAAGACCUUCUCGUUUACUGGUAUCGGCCCACUCCACGGGAUGUUAACUGCGAUGCCACCGACACGUGUAUGGUUCCAGUCAAUAAUGGCAGUGGUAACUAUUUCUACGGCCGGCCUGAUGGGUGGGAAACUAUGGAGGAUGCUGUGUUUGUGGCUACCACGCUUACCGAGCCCGCAACGGUGACUGUCAACUCUGGUGGUAAUGUUCAGGUGUUUGAUGCGCCCGCGGGGGCCAGCGCAUUCACAGUCCCGAUGGGUGUGGGAUCGCAGGCCUUUUCGCUCAGCCGGAACGGUCAGAUUAUCCAGUCUGGAGUCAGUCUCUUGCCAAUCAUCGACAGGUGUGUUUGCGGGCUAUAUAACUUUAACCCAUAUGUGGGCACUUUCCCGCCUAGUCCAAUCGACUCUCUCCAGAGCGCUGGUCUCAACAGCCUCACGCAGGGGUUACACGUACAGACCUGCGCGCCCACUCCUUCGCUCGGCGUUCACACUCUGACCCCUCCACAAGGCCGGGGAAAAGAAACUCCUACUACCACUAGAUCGACCACACGAACGACAAGUACCAGCAAAAGGACCACCAGAACGCCAACGGGCCCCAAAACCGCUAGGCCACCGCCAAGAACCACUACCCGCCCUACCACAUGGACCAACGCUGUACACACUAGUACAACAAGGACAUCGACCUCGAUCCGCACAAGCACGACCACUCGACCUCCCACAACCACAGCCACGACCACCAGCGGCCCCAGCACCGGCCAAGUCUGUACCGGCGGAGCCGGCCCCGGUAACUACGUCGGGCAGUGCAGCUUCGCAUGUCACUAUGGCUACUGCCCUUUAGGCCCAUGCACUUGCAUGCAGUAUGGAGCACCAGUUCCCACAACGUCGACGACCGGUGCAAGGUGCUUGCCCCAGCACGGCUUGGAUGAUUCGUAA